Molecule: messenger RNA, 9406 nt
Organism: Lytechinus variegatus (green sea urchin)
Lineage: Eukaryota; Metazoa; Echinodermata; Echinoidea; Temnopleuroida; Toxopneustidae
Product: OTU domain-containing protein 4-like
Exons: 23
Coding region: 353-3331 (992 amino acids)
Biological process (GO): protein deubiquitination
Molecular function (GO): cysteine-type deubiquitinase activity
Source: RefSeq, a predicted model, not a curated record
AAACAAAACUACACGUGCAAAGGAAUCACGCACGAUAGCAAAAUAAUGUCAAAGGCAACCCAUGGCCAAGCAAGCGAUCGCAAGCUGCACAAUUAAUGCCCCGGAGCUUGGGCCGCGGCGAUGACAGCUUGCAGCUCGAAGACGUUCAGCGCGCUGUACUGUGCAUGCAGGCGCAUGCAGCUGCAGCGCAGGCAUAUAUUGCGCAUGUAUUUUCUCGACAUUACGAGGCACGCAAGGAAGGCAGACCGCAUGGCCUCGUCAUUUCUGCAUUAAUUUUCAUUUAUUUGACAUAUAUUUUCAGGAAUCCAAAGCAGGAUCAAAUUUUGAUUAUUUUGAUUUCUUUAUUCGCAUAAUGCCGAGAUAUAUAAAAACUUUUGAACCCAUUGAUGAUUUUCUUGCUUCGCAAGGACUCGUGAGGAAAAUCACGGCGAAGGAUGGAUCUUGCCUUUUUCGAGCGGUUGCAGAACAGGUGUUCCAUACGCAAGCCCUCCACAACGAUGUCCGCCAAGCCUGUAUCAGGUUUAUGGAGCGCAAUAAGGAGCACUUUGAACCUUUUGUUGAAGGUCCAUUCGAACAGCACCUAGACAAAUUGCAGACUGCAAAGGAAUGGGCUGGUCAAGUGGAAAUCAGUGCUUUGUCAUUAAUGUACAAGAGAGAUUUCAUCAUAUAUCAAGAUCCUGGGAAACCCCCAAGUAAUGUGACUCAGAAUGGAUAUCCUAACAAAGUGCUUCUUUGUUUCUCCAACAAUAAUCAUUAUGACAGUGUAUUCACCAAGCAGUACCAGAAUAGUCUUGGGGUGUGUCAAUCCAUUGUGUAUGAGAUCUUAUACAAGAGAGUGUUCAACAUUGCCAAGGAGGCUGAUGAAGCUGUAGAGGUCUUACGGAACUCGCCAGGCAAGAAGCCCCAUUCAAGACAUUAUGGAUACUCAGAUCAUGGGCCCAAUGCAGGAGGUGAUUCACUCAAUCAACGAUCACCAAGGAGACAUGAGGAUGAGGAACGUGACAGGUUUGGAAGACUGAGGAUAGAAAAAAGACGUCCUCCUCUGCCCUACAAGGUAGCCAAGGCUUUGGAUCCAGAUAUGUACAGGAAUGUGGAAUAUGACUGCUGGAACGCGGGAAACAAAGAGCAAGUACAUCAGGACUAUCUACUGGCCACAGGUCUGCAAUUUUGUCCUGGAGACAAAGUACAGGUGGUCAUUGAUGAUAGUAAGAAAUGGUACAGUGCUCAUAUCCAGGAGGUCAAGCCAGAUAAAGGACCCAUUACAGUCUUUGUGGAAGAUCUAGGAGAAAAGUAUGAGAUUCCAGUGAAGAAUGUGAAACCACACCCCUCCAAUCCACCAAGAUCAUGGACUGUAGUAGGCCCGCGUGGGAGCUUUAAGGGUGCGUCAAACUAUCACCAGAAAUAUAGUAACGGUGUUCAGAAUGGGGAUUUCAGACCAAGAAGCAAACCACCUGUCAAAUGGGGGUCGCGUGGUCAGAGCGUGAUGGUAUUAACCCAGUCUUUCCCCCCUGGAGGAGAGCCCAUGGGUGAAGGUCAGAAUAUACCCUUCCAGAUGAGAGGCCAGCAGAAUGGAAGUCAUAAGGGACCAAAAUCACCCUCCUCAUAUAGGUCUACCACACCACCCCCUCGGUUUAUGAACAGGGGUAUUGAGGGCCACCUGGAGCAGAUAGGGAGAGGGAGAGCUCCGGGGUACCAAGGAGCACACAUGAUGCAAGAUAACAGGGGAAGCAGAGGACGAAUGUGUAACCCCGGUAUGCAGGGUGGUGGGUAUCCUUACGACGGUGAUACAUGUAUAUCCAGUGAAGAGAUGGAGGAUAGGAAGUCUUUCGAAGAGAACCUGGCCAUCUACGAAGCUCAAGAUCCUACCAUGUUUCCACCUCUGCAUUCCAACUGUGGACUUCAAGGUGGUCCAGGCAACAACCCAGCUCAAUUCUGGAGUAAGAUGAGGAAAGACGGUAGGAGAAGCAUAUCACCACAGCAACGGUUGGACUCGCCAUCGCCACAUAUGACAGACAAGAGAGGAUCUGAUCCUAUGGAUGCCAUGUUACCAGGGCAGUUUCAGGAUAUUAUGCUGUCAAGUCAAGAUCAAAGGGGCCUAGAUGCGGGUUGUAUGGAUCAACGUUAUAGUCCAAUUACCACCAUUACUGAUGAUGGCAUGAUACACCCCUCCACCUCACCAUCCAUACCUAAGAGCGCUACACCGUCUAGUCUUAGUGUCAGCCCCUCUCUAGACCCACAAUCAGGGUCUCCUCCUACCAUAGCUCCGGCAGGGUACGUGCCACCUAUGGCAAUGGGACUACCAUUCUACCAUUUCUUCAUUUCAUUGACAGACUGGAAUAUAUCAGGAAAUGUCAACUUCAACACACAAAUUUCACGAGAUCCAAACGGCAGUGAUCUACCACUAUCAGAUAUCAGCACAUCUCGAUUCUUCUUCAAUUUGGGUGUCGAGUACUACCGAAGGGUUUGUAUGAUCCAGCAGCUACAACACCAACAGUGCUACCAAUUCCCUGCAUCAGGUCAUUUCCCCCAACAACAGCAGCCUCCACAACAUGGAACCUCCCCAGCCUACACCCACGUGAUGCCCCAUGCCACUGGUGUCGGCAUGGUUGGCCCACCUAUGGGCGGUGGUGGUGGUAAGGCUGUGUAUGAUGUAGGAGGUGGAGUUGCAGUUCUCACCUCUGGUGGUUGCGGUGCUGGUGGUGCCAGUAGUGGAGGAGCAGGUGGACAAGAAGACGAAGACCAGCAGGAUGGACAGGUUGGAUAUGAGGCUCAUGGUGGUCAAGGAAGAAACUUCAACCAGAGCUACAUGUCUGAGCCGAUACCCAUCAACAGUACAGCUAUAUCUCAACCUAACAGUACUGUUUAUGGUAACAUGUGCAAUGUAGGAGGUGAAACCUAUGUCCCUGUGGCCUACCAGUCGCAAGGAAUGCCGCAGCAAAGCCCAGUUCCAGCCAAUCAGAUGGGAGUGGCAUCUACUACCCAGAACCCUUACAUGUACUCACACCCAGUAACCCCACCCAUGGGGUACACAGGGGGUAAGAUGCUGCCACACCCAAACCCCCAAGCAGCUUAUUCUCCCAACAACCCUGUUACCUAUGUCCAGAUGGCCUCACCUGCAGUGUCUCACCAGCAGCAACAUCAUCCACCACAUCAACAACAAACCUGCUUGGCCAUGCAAAACAACCAAGGCAAUGUUGUAGCAGCAUCAAGCAGUGGCCAGUAUUCAACUCACAGCACCUCGGUGGUAAGCAACAGCAGUUGCAGCAGCCAAGAUAGCGGUAUCCUGAGCUGCAGUCCUCCGCAGGUGCCGUAUGCCGCAAGUGGCCAGUAAUGACUUGACCUUCGGCCUGGGUGGUGAGCAACUUAGUGGUAAGCCACAUAUAAGGAACAAUUACUGAACCUGUUGGAUAGAAUUGUAAAUGUCAGCAAGUCAUCCAUUGUGUUAGAUCUGAAAUAAUGGAAUGCAUAUAAUACAUCUAUGAAAAUGAUGCAAUGGUGCUAUCAGUAACAAAGACUACAGGAGCGUGAUUGUGUUAACUGAGUAGAGUCUGAAGAAAAUGAUUGUGAAUGCCUACAAGUUAUUUUUCUGCAAAUUAUUUGGUUGUUUGCAGUUUAUAAAUGAAGUAUUUUUGAGAUGUGCCUUAUUUAGGAAAAUGUUGUACAAAUUGGUGUUCUUUCGUGACAAGGUGUUCUUGCGUGACUGAUCUGUUGAAAAUGUAGUAGGUCAUGAACUUAAAUUGGUGGUGGAAAAGCCCUUUGAGGCAAAGAGUUUAUGCAAUUACAAUACUAAAAUUGAUGGUGGAUUAGCCCUUUGAGGCAAAGAGUUUAUGCAAUAACAGUUGAGGGGUUUUUUUAUGUUGAAAGUAAAAUGUAAUUUUACUGUUGCUUUAAACAAUUUUACUUUUUUUACUUUGAUCUUUCUCUUCAUUAAAUACUAUUUGAUUAUUUCCUCAUUGAUUACACGCAUUCAUCCUUAUGCAUGUAUGUACAUGGACAAAAUACAGCUCGCAUUAGUUUAAUAUACGUUAACUAGUUUAACAUACUGGAAAUAGUUCAAAAGGAAUUGUGCAGAAAAAGAUGUAUAUAAUAAUGUAUGUAUUUGAGAUCUAUACUAAGCACAUGUAAAAAAGAAAUUUGAAAAGGCAAUUGGAAAUGUUUUCCACAUUUAAGUAAGUAUGAUAUAAAAUUUGGCCACCGCAACUUUCCUAUUGGCAAUGAUGGAAAGAAAGAGAAAGGUGGAUUGAAUAUAUGGUAUCUUCCACAUUGCAAAUAUUCCUUCCUGAGACUGGUUUCUUCUGAAUUCAUUAAUACAGUACAUUUACAUUGUUAUUAUUAUAAUCUGAAAUGAAUGUGCACUGCCUAUUAGAAGUAACACACAACUAAUAACCAUGUUUGGGGUUUUUUUUUACAUAAAAGUACAACAAAUAUAAGUUAAAACAUCUCAACCAUUUCUUGAUCUAUAUUUGUAGAUUUCUUUUCUGCAUAAUUUUUACCUAAACUUGACAAUUGACAAUUAAAAUGAGAAUUUUUAAAGUAAAAUGAAUACUCCUCCCCUCCCCUCCAGCUAUUAAUUUAUGUCUUCCAUGUUGAUUAUCUACAACAUGAUACUUCAAAACAUUCCCAUAGAUAUGUAUAUACCACAAUAUAUGAUAUUUUUUGAUAUAUACUCAAGAAUGCCAUGCAUCUUAAUAUAUAAAACUGAGAAAAAUGUGCCAUCAUAUAUUGUUUGAAAACAGUAUGGGAGAUGUAAAAUUUAUAACUUGUCUUAUAGAUACCUAAGCUAGGCGCUGGAUUGAACUUGAAAUCAAAGAAAAUUUGGAAAAAACUGUUGGUCGAAUGCUUGGGUGCUUCUUUAGAUUCAAAUUAUCUUCAUACAUAACAUGCAUUUCAUCAGAAAUAUAUGCUACAUGUGUCUAUGCUUAAUAUGCAUUUUAUAAUUGUUUACUCCCAUGUUGUUAACGUGAAUUCCUAGUUUAGAUUUUUUUGCGAUGUAUUUAUCUUGUGUUUUGUUAUGUUGAAUAAUGGGUUGUGCUCCAAAACAAAACAGGGUGACCUAGUUUACAAAGCAAUUGUUCCUGUAGUAUUUUGUCACAUCUAAAAAUAUUAGGAGUUUGUUUAUCUGUGUGCAUUUAUAGUCUGAACUUGUUGAUUCAUUUGAACACAAAACUAACUGAUCAACAUACUAGCAAUGAUUGAGUUUGGUUACUGGCUUUCAACCUUGUUUGUGAUUCUAAUGGUUUAGUUAUUUGAUAGUCCCUUUGAAGUAGUGAUGCAAUGACAUUUUUUCUUCAACAUACAGUAACUGUUUACAAAGUUUGUAUUUAACUACGUGAUGUUUGAAAAUAAACUGUCUUGCAAUGCUAUUUAUGUUUUUUUUUUAAACUUAUCACUCAUGUUUUCAAGUAUGUGUAAAUUUAAGAGGCAUUUGCAGUUAUGUUUAUGAUAUAUUUUGUUUGAUAUUCCAUUUGAAUACUUUGCUAAAAGAUUUGUAAAAUAUUUUUUUUCAUAACAUAGUUUGUAAACUAUUGGGGAGUGGUGAGAACCUAAUUUGAGAUGUUCUCUUUAGUAACAGCUGGAAUCAGACCAAAUGUGUGAAUGCCUUAAUUUCUGUAAUGUUUAUAUACAUGUAUUUGCCAAAUUUAAUAUACAUUCCUUCCAAAAUAUUUUAAACUUGUGUUGAAAAUUUUGUUUGUUUUUUAACUUGCCAUUUAAUUUUUCAGAUACAUGUAAAAUUGACACCAAGUUUCAGUCAACUCAUUUAAUUGAAAGUAUAAAAGCAUUUACAGGAAAGUAGAUCUUUUCAAGCAACUGAGAAAUUUUUAGAUCAGUUAUAAUUAUUGAUAAAGUAGUUUCAUGUAAACAGGGUGUUGUAAAGGUAGUUGGUAACAGCAUGUAGUUAUUAAACAUGAAUUUCAACUGUCCAGGAGGAAAAAGAAAAUUACACUCUUAUUAUAAUAACCAACUCAUGCAUCAAAGGGUAAUAUGUACAUAUAUAUGAUGUCAAGAUUUAAUUUAAAUGUGUAGUUUGUAUGUAUUAAAAAUUGGCUGAAAACUAUUGUCAAGAAUUGCUUUACUUCUAGCAUAUAGGAAACAGAUGUGUGCGAUUAUUUUUUAAAAUGACAAAAGAAAAUAUGUACACCACUAUUAUUUUGAUAUAAGUAUUUAAAAUGUCAGCUGAAAAUAAAGAAGCACUUGGUAAAAUUUGUAGAUGAAUCUGUCAUUUUGACAAAAUGAGACUCCUUGUAGAGUUAGAAUAGUAGAAUAUCUGUUUUUGAUGACAUGCUAUUUUUACAAGGAUUGAGUUGAUUCAGUUUUUUUAGUUGAAGAGCGAACAUUUCACCACGUGAAUUUCCUCACAGACAUCCCAUUUAUGUGUAUAGCAAAUGUAAAAAGAUGCUAAUAAUGUCCAGUGCUCAUGUAUGUAAACACUGCAUGUGCAGUUCGCCAGACAAUUUUUUUUCUAAGAAAUUGGAGCAUGGUGUAUUUAUCUGUUAGUAGGAACACAUAUUUCCUGACAUGCAGUUUGAGUUUGAGAAAUUCCUGUGUGCUAAACCAGUAGCCUACCUAUAUGAAUAUUAGAGACCAAAAUUAUAUGUGCAAAGGACUUGUCAUUGAGUGAACAUACAUGUAUAUGAAAAGAAGAAAAUCACUCCUCUUUACAGUUAUUUAAAUGUAUGAUGUCUUUGUUUCCAGCAUCUAAUAAUAUGCAGCUGUUUUUUUUAUUGACUUGUAUUCAAGCUAAGGGAUGUUUUAUUGUUUUAUUUUUAUAUCCAACAGACAAAGAACUGUUUUAAGUUAGUAUGACCAAGCUGUUUUUAUAUUUUUUUUUUCUUGCUUUAUAAUGAAAGUGAUAUGGGAGAGAAAUAUCCCCAUAAAACAGCUAUGUCAAUAAAGUUGUUGAAACUUGUUAAUCUUGUUACCUUGAAAUGUAUAUAUAUAUGAAAUAUAUUAUCUUUAUACCAAAGCUUGUGCCAAAACAUAUAUUCGCAGGAAGCACUGCUUGAAGAGAAAGUCUAAAGAAAGGGUUAUUUUGUAACAUGGAAUUUCAAUUUCAAUGAUACAUUCAUAAUAUUGAUAUUAAUUCCUGAAAGAAAGAACAUAUUUUUAUCUUCUACCAGAUCCAGAGUUGCGUGCCUUAUAUACAUAUAUUUUAAGAGAACAAUUGAAAUUGUGUAACGCUCUGUCCUGUAUGGAGGAAAAGUCGAUAGAAAAGAAAUUAACAAUCGGUUAACUACUACUUUUGUUAGAAUAUUGUAAAGUCGAAGUAAAUUGUUUAUGUUAAGGAUGCAAAAGAAAACAUUUAAAGUAUGAAGCUAGGAUGAAAAAAGUACUUUAUGAUAUUUGCAGUUACGUGUAUAUGUAGGCCCUAUCAUCAAAUAUUAUAUUGAUUUGAUAUGAAUUUGCAACGAUGAUAAAAGAAAUACAAGAUAAAGCAACAUUAACAGGCUUUAUUUUAAGUAUUCUUUUCAAUCUAUUUUCGAAGAUUGGUAAGUACUUAAAAAUUAGAUUUAUGUUGAAAAAACAAUCCAGUGGAUUAUGAAAUAUUGUUUCAAAUUGCAUACUUCAAUGAGUCUAGAGUUCUUUUUUUGGCAGGUCUUAUUUUCGUUGCCUUGAAAAAGAAAUUAAAAAGUAUGAAAAGGUAAAAUAACAAAAGUUUGCUAUUGAAGAUAAUUAGUUACUUUAUUAUUAAUGUAAAUUGUAACAAGUGUUGGUGACAUUCAUUUUUACCACAGACUUUAAUAUCUAGUGACAAGUAUCGCUGUAGUUUAAAAUACCCAAACUAUGCUAAAUAAGUUCGGGUAACAUUAUCAAGUAGUUUAUUGAUAAUUUAUUUUAUGAAAAAAGGAAUGGAAAUUAUCUCUGUCAGACCAGUAGGAAGCAGGUGGAACAUUAUCACAUUACUUAAGUCCUUACAGUCAGAUGCUAAUCAUUUUCAUUGAUUUAAUAUUAGUCAUUUUCUGUAAAGUAGCAUAAAGUUAUGCAAUUUAGAGACUCAAAUAUCUUGCAUUUAAAUUCUUGUAAAUGUCUUCAUGAUUUUUAUAAAAGUGAAUGAGAAAUUGUUCCUCAUUAUGUCAGUAUGAUUUAGAUUAAACAAGUUAGAUGUACAAAGGAAAACAGAAAAAAAAGUGCCAAAAAGAUAAGGCAUGCCAUUCUGAAACAAAAACAUUCUUUUGAUCUCUUUUUAUUAAAAAAAGCUUUGAGCUCGUUGAAAAGUCGAAAAGGAGACUUUGGUACUAUUAAAGAAACUUUCUUUUCAGCUAAAAGAAGGUAGUUGUGACUACACAACAAAAGUGUACCAUAUUGUAUAAAAAAUAUUUUGGGAUGAAUAUAGACUGAAGAAACUUUCAGGAUACAAUGAAGUAGAAAUAAAAGUCCAAUAUAAUUCACAGUAAUUUGAUCUUUACAAAACUAUACACAACCUUUAUGUGAGGAGCAGAUCAUGUGUACUAGUCAUACAUUUAUAUCAGUCCUAACUUAGGUUGAUAUGACUAAUUCUUUUUAAACACAUCUAAAAUAUUCAAAAAUAUAUCACAAAAAUAUGAUAAGCACAUGCAUUUUGUAUUCUAACCUCCCCAAUGAAAAACCCAAGAAGUAUUCUGCUUGUUAAUUUCACCUCACACUUUGACAUAAAAUUGAAUGAUCAGAAAUUGCAGGAUUCUUCAAAAGUUUAGUUAAUGAAACAAAUGGUUUGGAUAGAUUGAUUUAGAUAAUUAUAAAAAAAAGUUCUCUUCAUAGUUCACAGCAAAAAUAUGAGUCCAGUACAAGAUGUGGUUUUCUCUCUGAAACUGAUCUACUUUUUACUUGGCGAUUGUUUUUAAAAAUGGAUAAUCAUCAGUUACAGUGAUUUUUUGUUUCCACUUUGAAAGAUAUUUUACCUUAGGGUAUUAGUGUGUCAAGUUAGCUUGCAUGUCUGAGUCAAUUCUUCUUUGUGGGUGGAACAAAAACAAACUAUAAGCCACUUGUGACUAUGAAUCCUUUUAAUUCAUUUUACCAUCUUAUGGGCUGAUAAGUUUUACUUGCCUUUUUCUUAAGUAACUCUUGUGCAAAUUAUAGCUCACCACAACAGAUGGUGGAGUUUUGUGUAACUUAUUCAAAGAAAUUUAUAUUUUAUUUCUUACAUACAUUUCAAAGGAUUUAUCUUUUAACAAAAUCUUUACAACUUUUUAUAUUUAUGUUUUGAUCUUAUUUAAUAAGGCACUUUUCAUUCUCAUUAGAUAAAUUUCUGAAUAUGUCACUGCAUAUAGUAUAUUUUUGUUGUAUAGCUGGAACUAUUUUCCCAUAAAUUUUUGAACUUUUGAGCUUAACUUAAUGGUGAAAAAUAACUCGCCAUUUUAAAUCUUGCAAGUGUACAUAUAUUUGCAUCUUAACUACUAACUUGAAAAUUAUAUUUUCAGAGAAAGAAAAA